This is a messenger RNA of Chelmon rostratus (copperband butterflyfish), 2511 nucleotides long. RefSeq names its product L3MBTL histone methyl-lysine binding protein 1 (gene l3mbtl1). Gene Ontology annotation, molecular function: zinc ion binding; protein binding. The record is from RefSeq and is a predicted model, not a curated record. Gene Ontology annotation, cellular component: nucleus. Gene Ontology annotation, biological process: regulation of DNA-templated transcription. NCBI's taxonomy places the organism in Eukaryota, Metazoa, Chordata, Actinopteri, Chaetodontiformes, Chaetodontidae. The coding region runs from base 1 to 2511 and encodes 836 amino acids. The transcript is spliced from 21 exons.
AUGAGUGCCAAAGUGAACAUGGAGGCUCCACCCAAAGAAGCCGAUCGCACCCCUUUGGACCCAUCCUCCUCGUCCACCAGCGAGGCUGUCCUCAUCUGCGGGAGUGAUGGUGUGGCCAAGAAGCCUCGGCCCCAGCCUCACACCACCACGGCUUUCCUUCUACCAGCUCCAGCUCCAGGCCAUCAGAAGAUAGAGGUGACUCCAGCUGACCCAGGUAAAGGAGGCAGGGCCAAUGAGACGACCACGCCCACCCUGACAGCACAGGUGGGCGGGGCGUGUAGCAUCGUCCACGUACUCGAGUGGAAGGAGGGGAUGGCCAUCCUGCCCAGCAGCAACCUCAAGUUCUGUGUGAGUGACGUAGGAACACUGAGCACACUGAUCACCCCAGGGACCACCAGCAGCACCACUGAACCAGCAGCCGGGACUUCUGGGAGAUCUGCUGACGCAGAAAGUGCUCCAGCAGACAAACCAGAUGUGCCGUCUCCUGUCGUCUCCGUGAGAGGUGCGGCCGUGGAGCCAGAGAGGUUUGUGUCGGUCAAACCUGAAGUCCAGGCCGGACUGGGACAACAGAGCCAUGAUCCCAGUGCUCAGAGGACCUACACAGAGGAGCUCCGCAGAGAGCCCAUCACUGACAAGAGGAGUGUCGGGGUAGAGAAGGUGCCAGCAGGCGGGAGGGUCUCCUCCCUUAACCCUGAUCACCUGAAACCCAUGAGGAAGAGGAAGAGGAAGGAAUACCUGAGUCCCUCUGAGGAAGACUCUGACAUCGAAGGCACGGAUGAGAAAAUGGAUGAUUCUAAAGCAGAGAGCAGACACAUCAGAGGAGCUGGAGACAGCAAGACAGAGCAGUGGACGUGGGCUCAGUAUCUGGAGGAAUGCAAAGCUGUUGCUGCGCCCAACAAGCUUUUCCAAGAGUCCCAGAGAGUGCCAACAGUGAAGAACGGAUUUAAGCAGGGGAUGAAGCUGGAAGGCAUCGACCCGCAGCAUCCGUCCAUGUACUUCGUCCUCACUGUGGCCGAGGUCUGUGGUUACCGGCUUCGGCUCCAUUUUGACGGCUACUCUGACUGCCACGACUUCUGGGUGAAUGCCAACUCCCCUGACAUCCACCCCACGGGCUGGUGUGAGAGCACAGGACACAAACUGCACACUCCCAAAGGCUGUAAAGAGGAAGAGUUUACCUGGACCAACUACCUGAGAAUGACUAAAGCACAAGUGGCUUCCAAAGAACUCUUUGCCAGUCCUGGGAGGAUCGAUGUGAAAUGCAGUUUUGAGAUAGGAAUGAAGCUGGAGGCCGUCGACCGUAUGAACCCCUCCCUCAUCUGUGUAGCAACCGUCACUGAUGUGGUGGACAACCGUUUCCUUGUUCAUUUUGACAACUGGGAUGACACAUACGACUACUGGUGUGAUUCUAGCAGUCCGUACAUUCACCCUAUUGGUUGGUGCCAGGAAAGGAACCUCCCACUAACACCACCCCAAGAUUACCCAGACCAGGGCCAGUUCACCUGGUCUCGCUACCUGGAGGAGACUGGUUCCAAGGCGGUGGCUGCUGACGCCUUUAAAGUGCGUCCGGCCCACAGCUUCCAGCCUCAGAUGAAACUGGAGGCCGUGGACAAGAGAAGUCCUGGUCUGAUCAGAGUGGCUACAGUGGAGGAGGUCGACACUCAUCGCAUUAAGGUUCAUUAUGACGGCUGGAGUCACGUCUAUGAUGAGUGGAUGGACUCAGACCACCCCGACAUCCACCCAGUGGGCUGGUGUGAGGCGACUGGUCACCCGCUCAAAGUUCCUCCGCGGGACACCAAAACACAGCAGCCACACGGUGUGAGGGAGCCUCCUGCUACAGGUCAGUCCACCUACCCUACCUCUGUUCCCUGUAAACCCAUCAGCCACCCCAGAACGAACAAGUACAGCUUCCACAACAGGAAGUGUCCAACUCCUGGUUGUGAUGGUUCAGGUCAUGUGACCGGUCGUUUCACUGCUCAUCACUGCAUAUCUGGCUGCCCAUUGGCUGAGCGUAACCAGGGCAGGCUGAAGGCUGAUCUGUCAGACUCUGAGUGCAAGAGGAACCUCUUCUUUGGCCAGAGGACCAAGAAGACCCAUUACCGGGGCAGGAUUGGCCGUCCCCCCAAAUACAGGAAGAACCAGCAGAGAGACUACCAGAACAUGUCCUCAGAGGGUGUGUAUCCCUCGCUGUUCAUGUCAGCUCUGAGCAGUCAGUCAGACAGGACCCUGUCUCUGUGCUGGGAGCAGCACUGCAAGCUGCUGCCCGGCGUUCAGGGCAUUCACGCCAGCCAGGUGGUGGCGUGGAACGUCGAGGAGGUCUUCAGGUUUGUCCAGAAUCUAAUCGGCUGUGAAGAACAGGCUCGUGUCUUCAAAGACGAGAUGAUUGACGGGGAGGCCUUCCUGCUGCUGACCCAGACCGACAUUGUGAAGAUCAUGAGCAUCAAGCUCGGACCCGCCCUCAAGAUCUCCAACGCCAUUCUCAUGUUCAAGAGCACAGACGAGGGACUCAAGUGA